Messenger RNA from Histoplasma capsulatum G186AR, 2170 nucleotides. RefSeq lists its product as uncharacterized. The transcript has a single exon. The coding region runs from base 308 to 2059 and encodes 583 amino acids. The record is from RefSeq and is a predicted model, not a curated record. Gene Ontology annotation, cellular component: endoplasmic reticulum. Gene Ontology annotation, biological process: GPI anchor biosynthetic process. NCBI's taxonomy places the organism in Eukaryota, Fungi, Ascomycota, Eurotiomycetes, Onygenales, Ajellomycetaceae.
GUUCGUUUUCAUUCAUUCCUUCAUUAUUUAAGGUGGUUAUUUCCAUCUCACGAGUAAUUUGAAUAUAAGUGGAGAUAAAUCAAACGCUCCUAAUGCGUGCGUCUCUAUGUCCCUGCCGACGACCCUCCGCCAGCUUCUCUCCUACCUCCUCCCUAUCUCGAUAACAUCGAUAGUCUACCUCUACUCGUACCCCAUAUUCCAUGGCUGUAAUUUUCCCCCUACAGCCCCGAGUGCUUCGAGCAACCUUUCUUCUCCUCUUCCAAUCCUAAAUACCCUCCGCCAACAUGUCGAUAUCCCCCACCUUGACAUGUCCAAGUACACCCGGGCGGCGCCUUUCCGCCUCCUUGUCCUCGCCGACCCCCAGCUAGAAGGUGACUCGUCCCUCCCAAAUCCAAAAGACAGUUUCCUAAAGCGCCUGGCCGGUUACCGAGAAGCAAUUACAUCUGCAGAUACUUGGGAGGAUAUCCUGCUUGCGAUCCUGGGCAGUCUCCGGGACAUGCUGCUAGUCGAUCUCCCCCGUUCGCUCAGAGCGACACGCAAACGGAUAGAUCUCUUCGGAAAUGAUUUCUACCUAGCUCAUAUCUACCGGUCGUUGCAUUGGUGGUCGAAACCGACGCAUGUUACUGUGUUGGGUGAUCUGAUCGGGAGCCAAUGGGUGACCGAUGGGGAAUUCAAACGGCGCGCGUGGAGGUAUUGGAACCGCGUUUUUCGUGGUGGGGUUAGGGUCGAUGACGAUAUUACCAUCACGGGUAGUGAGGAUGUACAUGGGAGGGAUGUGAAGGUGGUUGAGGACUUACCAUUAGAUAUGCAGGGUGGCGACGGUACUACUGGCUCCACUGGGCCAUGGGAACGUCGCAUUAUCAAUGUUGCUGGGAACCAUGAUGUUGGAUACGCGGGCGAUAUCAGCGACGUUCGCAUGGAGCGGUUCGAUAAGGCAUUUGGACGGGCUAAUUGGGAUAUUCGAUUCGAAUACCGCGCUAGUACCCGGGAUAAUCCAGCGACUACACGAGAAGGUAUACAUUCUGCUUCUGCUGACACGCCUAUAUCUACUCCCGCGGAUCCUGUGCGUGUGCCAUUAUCCAGUACUACUACCCCCUCAAUACACGUUAUUGUACUCAACAGCCUCUUAUUGGAUACUCCGGCCCUUCACCCAUCCAUUCAGCAACACACGUACAAGUUCAUCAAUGACGUGAUCCAGCGACGAUCCAAGCCAGUCGAAGACCGGAGCAGCUUCACACUCCUACUAACCCAUCUUCCACUCCACAAAAGCGAAGGGAUCUGUAUCGAUGCUCCCUAUUUCCGCUUCUACGACCAGGACGAUCCAAAGCCGCCACAGGAACAUGAACCAAGGUAUAAAGCUGGGGGCUUGCGGGAGCAGAACCAUCUGAGCCAACAUGCCAGCCAUUCAGGAAUACUUCAGGGGUUGUUCGGUAUGAGCGGGAGCCCAAAUGUCCCCGCUGGGGGGAUGGGCCGGAAUGGGCUUGUGUUAACCGGCCACGAUCAUGUUGGGUGUGACGUUCUGCACUUUGUCAAUCGAUCUGUGACACCAGCAGAUGAUCCGGAGGGGGCCAUGUCACCGGGCUGGUCGUGGGAUGCGACAAGAUAUGCUAGAAGCCGCUCCUCUCCCUCUUCGCUGUCAUCACCGUUGCCAGCUGAUACGCCUAACAUUAGAGAGGUUACCCUUCGCUCGAUGAUGGGUGCAUAUGGCGGCAAUGCGGGCUUCCUUUCCCUGUGGUUCGACUCUGAUCCUUCCGUGCAGGAAUGGAGAUAUGAGAUUUCCACUUGCCGGUUUGGCGUGCAGCAUAUGUGGUGGGCCACCCAUAUUAUUGCGAUUGUGACGGCCGUUCUCUCUGUAGUCUCUGCGACGUUGGGUGUCUGGGGUUGGAUGUUUGGUGAAGUGGCUGCGGGAUCGAAUGCAAAGGGGGUCAAGGGUGAGGCUCUGGGUCAUAAAAGCGCUGACUUAGCGAAGAGGACGCAGGAUGCGAAAACACGAACUACUAACCAGGGGAGACGCGAUGGUCCCAGAGAGGAUUUGAAGCGGAAUGCAAACGAUAAAUGAAAAUUCCGAGCUACCAUCUUUAUGAAAGUAUUGUACUCAUGCAUUUAUUUCUUGGGAUAAACACUUACUUCCUUACUUGACUUUAAUUUCAGCGCAAGAGCCAUAUAUAAU